AAUGAAGAGACCGAUAAUGUCUUAAAAAGAGAAAAAGGAUCUUCAUUUUCAGUUUUGUCGUCUUUUGUGGACUAUUUCUGGACACAAGACUAGAGGAUAUCAUGUUGACUGUCCAUAACAUUCAGUUUAGCAUCUUCUUGCUAUUUUGGGGUUGGGUUUUAUCCACCGAAUGCAGAACUCAUUGGCAAGGAAAAGAAAUACAUGAAGUCUAUAAGAAGGGCAGUCGGCCUCAAAGACAGAGAAGAGAAACACAUGGAGAAUCACACAAGCAAGGCAGUCCAAUACUGAAAAGAAGUCCUGACAUCACCAAAUCACCACUGACAAAGUCAGAACAGCUUCUGAGAAUAGAUGAUCAUGACUUCAGCAUGCGGCCAGGUUUUGGAGGCCCUGCAAUUCCUGUUGGAGUGGAUGUACAAGUUGAAAGCUUGGAUAGUAUUUCAGAGGUUGAUAUGGACUUCACCAUGACACUUUACCUCAGACACUACUGGAAAGAUGAAAGACUAUCAUUUCCAAGUACCAAUAAUCAAAGUAUGACCUUUGAUGGCAGGCUAGUGAAAAAGAUCUGGGUACCUGACAUGUUCUUUGUGCAUUCCAAGCGAUCUUUUAUUCAUGACACCACUACUGACAAUGUCAUGCUUCGGGUCCAGCCAGAUGGGAAGGUACUUUACAGCCUGAGGGUUACCGUCACAGCUAUGUGUAAUAUGGAUUUCAGCCGCUUUCCCCUUGACACACAAACGUGUUCACUGGAAAUUGAAAGCUAUGCUUAUACUGAGGAUGAUCUUAUGCUGUACUGGAAGAAUGGAAAUGACUCCCUCAAAACAGAUGAGAGGAUAUCAUUAUCUCAGUUCCUUAUACAAGAGUUUCACACCACCACCAAACUUGCCUUCUACAGCAGCACAGGCUGGUACAACCGACUCUACAUUAACUUCACUUUACGCCGCCAUAUCUUCUUCUUCUUGCUCCAGACCUAUUUCCCUGCCACUCUGAUGGUCAUGCUUUCUUGGGUAUCCUUUUGGAUAGACCGCAGAGCUGUGCCUGCAAGAGUACCUUUAGGGAUCACGACGGUGCUGACCAUGUCAACCAUCAUCACAGGUGUCAAUGCCUCCAUGCCUCGGGUUUCCUACAUCAAAGCUGUGGACAUUUACCUCUGGGUCAGUUUUGUAUUUGUCUUCCUAUCGGUGUUAGAGUAUGCAGCAGUGAACUACCUGACUACUGUACAAGAGCGUAAGGAAAGGAAACUGCGUGACAAGCUCCCUUGUACUUGUGCACUACCUCAGUCAAGGCAAAUGAUGGGGAUGGAUGGCAGCUACAGUGAUGGGGAAGUGAAUGAACUAGACCAAUAUGUUUCAGAAAACGGAGAUAAACAAGACAGAAUGAUGGUUCAACUGGCACUUGGUACAGAAAGAAAUUCUAGUAGAAGGAAAAACCAGAGAUAUAGCAGCAUGAGGAUUGACACCCACGCCAUUGAUAAGUAUUCUAGAAUAAUAUUUCCAGGGGCAUACAUUUUAUUUAAUCUGAUAUACUGGUCCAUUUUUUCAUAG
This is a messenger RNA of Hemicordylus capensis (graceful crag lizard), 1541 nucleotides long. RefSeq names its product gamma-aminobutyric acid receptor subunit rho-1. Lineage: Eukaryota; Metazoa; Chordata; Lepidosauria; Squamata; Cordylidae. Gene Ontology annotation, cellular component: synapse; membrane; neuron projection. Gene Ontology annotation, molecular function: extracellular ligand-gated monoatomic ion channel activity; neurotransmitter receptor activity; GABA-A receptor activity. Bases 102 to 1541 code for a protein of 479 amino acids. The record is from RefSeq and is a predicted model, not a curated record. The transcript is spliced from 10 exons. Gene Ontology annotation, biological process: nervous system process; chemical synaptic transmission; monoatomic ion transmembrane transport.